UGGCUAUUUAGCAGAACGCUAGCAAAAUAGUGAAAAUAUUAUCUAAAAAUUCGUAAAUAUACGCGUUUUUAAAUUUGUUUCGUGUAUUACAGAACAAAGCAGGUGCUAACAGCGUGUACGGACAAGUGAAUUGCACAGCCAUUCCGACCCGGUGGCUUGUAAGAGAAUUCACUGUAACCGUGUGUAUUCCGUUUCUACUUCCCAUGAAUUGACCCUCUUGUUGUAUGCGAAGUGUUACGACGGAAGUAGCAGGAGCACCCGAAAACCACCAACAACAAAGCGAUCGAACCAGCAGGUUUUACCUUCACGGGAAUCCGUGGUUUGAGAAGCUGUUGCACCGUGUUACUGUCCGUUGCAUUAAUUACCGUCCUGUCGUUAGUAAGCCAAACCAUCACCAGCGAUGAUUAAACUAUUCUCCCUCAAACAACAAAAGAAAGAUGGUGAAGCAACACCGAAGGCCGGAGGACAGAAGAAAACUUUCACUGCUGCACAGCUGCGAAUCACUAAAGAUAUCAAUGAGCUAAACCUUCCGAAGACGUGUGCCACCGAAUUCCCGGACCCGGACGAUUUGCUGAACUUCAAGCUUAUCAUCUGUCCGGAUGAGGGCUUCUAUAAGGGGGGUCGAUUCGUGUUCAACUUUAAGGUUGGACCAAACUACCCUCACGAACCUCCGAAGGUCAAGUGUGAAACCCAGGUCUACCAUCCAAACAUAGACCUUGAGGGUAACGUGUGCUUGAACAUUCUACGCGAAGACUGGAAACCGGUACUAACGAUUAACUCGAUCGUAUAUGGAUUGCAGUACUUGUUCUUGGAACCGAAUCCGGAGGAUCCGCUCAACCGGGAAGCUGCUGAAGUGUUGCAAACCAAUCGACGCCUGUUUGAGCACAAUGUUUUCAAAGCGAUGCGCGGCAACUAUAUUGGCGCGACGUACUUCCAGCGCUGUCUCAAGUGAUAUAUAAAUUCGAAAUUAACCCUUACAUGUUGCGUUUAUUUAAUUAUUCUUACGAUUGGUGGGCGCUAUUAUAUAGACUUUAAUUAUAAUUAAAAAUGCCACGAACAAGCAUGGUUGCGAGUCGAAAGCCCGGAACGCGUUGGAAAGACAAACUCCCUGAAUGCAAAUACAGCCCUAAAUAACAGAGAACCGAGAUCCAGAAUAUUCACAGCAAUAGAGACCCAUUAAUGCACCACAUUGCAAAGAUGUAGUAACAAAAAAGCAGAUACAAGGAAGAUGAGUUGCGUAAGGAUACAACACACACAUAAAAGCCGUUCGUUUGCAUCAGAAGGAAGCUGCAGGUUUGGCCUUGUAGAUUGUGAUGAAAUUUCUACCGACAGACAGUAGAGAGUGUGAGGAGUGAACUAUACAGGAACUGGAGCGAGAGAAGGGAGAGCACCUUGUUUAGAUAGCGAAAAGGCACAAGAUGCAGCUCAAAGCAAAUACACUGGGAAAACCAUUCGCUGUUAAUGGUAAGUAGCUUGGAAAAAUCGAGAGGAAAACCGUAGAGAACACAGAAUCACUCACAUACGACACGUCUUAUCUGUACAUUAUCUGUCUGGAAGUUGUGUGUGCAUGCGUGCGUUUGUUCUAUCGACGGUACACGUCGGAAACUGCGGACGGCGAUGCUGUCCUUGCUUGCACAGCUUGGGUCAGUUGAUUAAAGGCACAAUUUCUUAGAGUUUCGUGAAGGAUGAAUGAGCAUGCUCCAAAAAAAAAAAGGCGAAGUGAACCUCUACGGAGUGGUAUCGUCGACAGAAGAAAAACAUGGUAUAUAGCUGGAGUUACUCUUUAGUGAUAAUAACGAAGAUUGUGUCCCAUUCUCAUACCUAGAGUUAGUGGCUAAUCGUGAACGAUAGUAUAGAGAUUCAAAUUGUCUAAUAAACACUUAGCAAAAGGGCAGGAUGUUUCGCAAUCCUCGUUAUACUCUUUGAGUUGAUAGUGACUGCCAUUGUUGAGACACUGCUCCAAAGCGAUCUUUAACAUUGCCAUUUGCCAAUUGGUUUAUCUAAAUUACAAAGCAAACACACCUUACAAAUACAAUAUUGAAAAAAUAUUAGAACAUGAAAUCCGAUCGCUCCCAAAUGAAUGCAAAUAACAGCAAACAAAAAAGCAAACAAACCUUGGCAUAAACAAUACAUAGGAUAAUGAACAAAAAAACAGAAAAUAAACGAUGA
Messenger RNA from Anopheles moucheti, 2169 nucleotides. It is a transcript of the gene UbcE2M, whose product is annotated as NEDD8-conjugating enzyme Ubc12. The transcript has 4 exons. The coding region runs from base 401 to 952 and encodes 183 amino acids. NCBI's taxonomy places the organism in Eukaryota, Metazoa, Arthropoda, Insecta, Diptera, Culicidae. The record is from RefSeq and is a predicted model, not a curated record.